AUGCUCACGAGCCUCGUCCUCGCCCCGCGCGUCGUCGCACGCGCCCACACCGCCUUCGUCUCUUCUCGAUCCAUUUCCGCAACCUCGACGGAGAUGCACAGCGCGCUCCCGCUCCCGAGCCUUUCCAAGCUCUCGAGCAUCUCGAAGGCCUUCCACACGCAGACCGAUCCGCGCCAGAAUGCCCUUCCCGUCGAGUCUACCGCCCCGGUUUCGCAGUCGAAGCCCGCGCCUGAAUCGCAGGACUCACCGAGCUCGCAGAAGAAGGAGUCUGCCGCGAGUCUGGGUUUUAUCUUUAUCGGAGCCGCCGCCCUCACGUUCAUCUCCCUUGGCGCGGCUUACACCCUCUCGUCCGCCGUGGAAUCACACGAAUUGCUUGUUGCCUUGCAGGUCCGCUACAGCUACCUGAUGGGCAGGUGCGAAGCUUUGGAGGAGAGGGCUAGUACGCUCGACGAACGCCUCUUCAAGUUGGGCCAGGACGUCGCUGUUGUCAAGUACAUCGACGGCGCGCUUGGCGUCAACCACGACAAGCAGAUCUCCGAGCCUACUGCGCAGAUUGAGGUGAAGGAGACGACGACCGGCGCUUCUCACGCUUGA
Messenger RNA from Rhodotorula toruloides NP11, 594 nucleotides. RefSeq lists its product as uncharacterized. Bases 1 to 594 code for a protein of 197 amino acids. The transcript is spliced from 4 exons. The record is from RefSeq and is a predicted model, not a curated record. Lineage: Eukaryota; Fungi; Basidiomycota; Microbotryomycetes; Sporidiobolales; Sporidiobolaceae.